Molecule: messenger RNA, 6192 nt
Organism: Acytostelium subglobosum LB1
Lineage: Eukaryota; Evosea; Eumycetozoa; Acytosteliales; Acytosteliaceae
Exons: 4
Coding region: 1-6192 (2063 amino acids)
Cellular component (GO): nucleus
Molecular function (GO): ATP-dependent chromatin remodeler activity; ATP binding; protein binding
Source: RefSeq, a predicted model, not a curated record
AUGAGUAACAAACCAAAUAAACAACAGACUCCAGUUACAUCGACAAAGACAACGACACCAACACCUCCAACUACACAAACACAAAUACCAGCAACACAACCAUCACAAUAUGUUGAGUUCCUAAGGAAUCAACUCAAUAAGAAGAAGGAACAACGUACCUCAUCGACAUCAUCAUCAUCAUCAACAGCAGCUACAUCAUCAACAGCGGCUACAUCAGCGAGCAAAGACAACAACAACAAUGAGAGCAAUGGCAGUCGCACACAUAUAGUGCCACCAACAACAACAGCACAGACAACACAGACAACGUCAACAUCAUCACCAUCGCCAGCGACUAUAAACAUAUCAUUGCCAACUAAACAAAAGUCCUCAUCAUCUUUACACUCCCCAUCAACAACACAGCGAUCAUCGUCUUCAAUAUCAGGGUCAUCAAGUCAGAAAGAGAACAGCAGUAGUACUAGCAAUAGCAAUGGCACUGGCACUGGCACUGGAUCAUCAUCACAGUCAUCACAAUCAUCACAGUCGUCUCAACAACAUAGGUCAUCUAGUGUGUUAUCGAAUAGUGCAGCGGAUGUGAUUGUGAUCAUUGAUGACAUGGAGUCACCUCCUGUAUCGCCACGACCUUCAUCAAAGAGUAAAUCAACAACAUCUACAUCUACAUCGAAUACAUCCACUUCAAAGACGACUCCAGCUCCAACAACAACAACAACAACAACAACAACGACGGCAAAAUCAAAGGAUACAGCAGCUGCUCCAACAACCAACACAGCACCAAAGUCGACCGAUACCAACAACAACAACAACAUUGCUAAAGAUAAGAGCCCACUUACAUCAUCUCAAGAGAGGCCCAAGCUUCUUAUUCCAAUAGCAGAUCUCAAGUCCUCCUCUGAGGACAUGCCAACACCCGCCUCUUUGUCCAAGACAAUGAGCAGCCUUGCAUCAAUCCCAAGACCAUCCUUCUCAUUUGGUCAGUCAUCUCUGCUCAUACCCAAGGAGAAGCCCAAAGAGAAGCCAAGGGAGAAGGAGAAAGAGAAAGAGAAGGAGAAGGAAGAUGUGCCAAUGUUGGAGGAAGAUGAUGAUGAUGAUGAGCCACCAAAGAAGACAGCAAGCAAGCCAGCACCAGCACUAGCACCAGCUCCAAAGGGACAACAAGAUAUACAACAGCAGCAGGUGCCCAAGACACCAACGACAAACAAUGCAACUCCUAUUACGACGCCAAUAUCAACACCUGUUGCUGUUAGUUCAGUCAACAAUGUACAUGAUCUACUUCAGAAGUUGGGCUUGUUGCAGUAUGAGUCUGUGCUGGCCGACGAGUGCAUUGAGUACGAAGACCUGGCCGACCUCACCGACGAACAGAUGAAGUCCAUGGGCUUCAAGAUAGGUCACAUCAACAAGAUCAGAAAGCAACUCGGUAUCACCUACACAUCAUUAUUAUCAUCCAACAUCAAAGAACUACUUCAAUCGAAUCUGAAGGAGUCUAUUUACUCUGCAAUUGUUGAUAUGCCUGGGCUUCAAUCAUUGUUCAACACACCAAACAAGUCUGUCUCUGAGGACAAUCUGGCAUCUCCAACGACAACGACAACAUCGACAUCAACAACAACGACACCAUCAUCAAAGCCAACAUUGUCAAUGGGCGAUCUGAGGGAUUCUCUCCCAUCAUCAUCAUCAACGACAUCAACAUCAACUACAUCAACAACACCAUCAUCGUCAGCAACAACUACUAUAGCGGAUCAGACAGGUCCUCAGCGACCUUCUACGGUGGAGGUUAUGGAUAUAGAGUCACCAAAGAAACAUACAGUCGACAAGUCAGCUAAAGGUGGUGUGGAUGUGGCUCACAGCGAAGAUCUUCGUCAUCAAGAUGUGGCCGACGACAGAGAUGAUUACAACCCAAUGGAUGCAGGCGGAUAUCCAGAGUCAGAUGUACAGAGUGUAGAUGGCGGCGAUGUUGACUCAAGCGACAUGGAGGUGGAUAAGGCAAAGAACGACAGUGCACAACCUCAAGAGAAGGAGAAGGAGAGGGUUAAGGAGAAAGAGAAAGAGAAGGAGAAGGACAAACCGACAGAGGAGACAAGUGCAAAGGUCACCGAGAAGGACAAUGUUGAUCAUAGCGAGACAAAGACAAAGACAAAGAAGAAGACGACAGAGAAGAAGACAAAGUCCAAGGAUGGUGAAGAGCCUGAGGAAGAUGAAGAGGAGGAUGAAGACAAGCAGAGGGAAGAUGAGGUGGACGAAGCCGAGGAUGAAGAGGAGGCGGAUGAGGAAGACGACUCUGGCAUUGAUAUGAUGUCCGAUGGAGAGAAGAAGCCCAAGACAAAGAAGAAGACAGCCGCGACAAAGCCAUCGGGCACAUCAAAUGAACAAGAGGAACAAGAGGAGAAGGAACCAACGACAAAGAAGACAAAGAAGACAAGGAGGACAAUGAAGAAGACAAAGACCAAUGAUGACGGCGAGGCAUCUGACGAGGAGGAGGAGGAGGAUUCAGAUAGUGACUUUGGCGUGUGGGAUGAGGAGUACAGGAAAAGAAUAGAGGGCAUGCGAGGUGGUCCGAGCAUAUCUGGACAGCUCUCCGGUGAUGCCGCUGCAUCGGUGAUUGGCCCUGGAUUCAUAUCUGGCUCAACAUCAUCAACAACGCCACUUCCCUCUGCCACAUCAGGAGGUGGCAACAAGAUGGGCCUCGAGGCAACAGAGGAGUUUUUGUUGGAGAAGUACAAUGAGUGGAAGGAAGGAAACAACAGACUCAAGAUCAUCGCGCCUCACUACUGGGACAAGUAUCGAUCACGCAUUCACAUGAUAGAGAGGGAGCUCAAUGAGGCACGACACAUCAAGCUCAAUUGUUUCAAUCGACUGUGGAAUGAUGGCUUCAGGAAAGAGGACUUCAAGCUGAUCGAGCACCAGUUCCACGACUAUUGGGAGAAGGAGUGGUUGAGGGAUCUGCUCAAGCGCGACACUCGUCCACACUUUGACGAUGUCAUCAUGCCUGAUGAGUCCUCUGAUGCGCAGGAUGCCAGUGGCGAUGCCGAGGCCAAGGCGGCCAGGCGUGCACAGAGGAAGAGCAAAAAGACAGACGGCGACAACAACGACAACGACAUCAAUCACGAAGAUGACAGCAUGAGUGAGAACGAGGAGUGGGACGAUGACAAUGACAUCCUAUCAAAGGCCACUGCAAAGAGGUCACCGACACGUGCCACUCCAGCUGUUGCACACUCCCCUGCCGCGACCACUGACGCAGCCACUACCACCACUGCUACAUCACCUGCCUCCACGACGACUACGACAGCGGCAACAGCAACGGCAACGACCAAAUCUCCAACUCUGCGAUCACCCCCUCCUCCCAAGGCAAGCUCACUCAAGCCAGACUCUCUGGUGGACUACGACAUGUGGGACAUGCCCAACAAGAAGAGGAAGGCUGGAAGUGAGAAUGCACCCAAGGCUGAUGGUACUACAGACUCUCUUGAGAGUCCAAACUCACUCAGAAGAUUGAAGAAGAGAGCAACCGACAAUACUACAACAAAAGGUGAUGAGAGUGACGACAUCUUUGGAGACGACGAGAUUGAACUUGGCAAGGAGGCAAAGAGCUCCACCACCAGCACCACCAGCACCACCAGCACCUCAACAAACAACAAGAUGAGGAAGAAGAAGAAGAAGAAGCAAGUAGACUCAAACAGCAGCGAUAGUGAGGGCGAGGAUACGUUCUCCAAACCAAAGAAGAAGGCUGCUGCCAGCCAGUACUUUGAGGAGACAUUGAGCGACAUUGAGUUGGACAGCGACAGCAGUGAUGAUGGCGCAAUGAACAACGGCUCACAGCUCACACCGUCAGACUACAGCACAUCGGCAGAGUCUGGAAGCAGCGACAGCGAGAGUGGCAGUGGCAACAGUGACAGCGAGAGCGACGACUAUUCGGGCACAGACGACUCGUCGUCGGCGUCAUCAUCGUCCUCGACCGAUGAGGAGGACAACGCGGAGGACGCCGCUGCCAAGCUCAAGCUGAAGCCCAGGCCCAUGUACGCCAAGCAGCCCGCCAUCAAGAAGUAUCCCGUCAAGAGGCAGACCAAGAUGAUCGAUCUCAAGGAGGUCAAGGGCAUCAACGACGUCAACGAGACUACGCUCAGGAUGAGAAGGCGCGAGGAGAAGGUGUCGCACGAGAUCCAAGAGAUGCGUGAGAAGAACCGCGGCAAGAUGGACAAGGAGUACAUGGUCAUCUUCCCCGGCCAGGACGAGUCGUCCAACAUCCUGCUGCAUCAGGACAUUGCACUGUUGAUGAAGCCGCAUCAGAUCAGCGGUGUGCGCUUCCUCUGGGACAACGUGGUGAUCAAGAACAUGGGCUGCAUCCUGGCGCACUCGAUGGGACUGGGCAAGUCGCUGCAGACCAUCGCCUUCAUCCAUACGCACUCGCACUACCACAAGCACACCAAGUAUCUUCUGAUCGUGCCAGCCAACACCCUGUACAACUGGGUGAACGAGUUCCGCAAGUGGGUGCCGCCCGAGUCGCGCAUCAACCUGUACUACCCGCGAGAACAUCACAUGGUCACGCGCGACAUUGCCAAGUGGAAGGAGACUGGCGGCGUCUUCCUGUCCACCUACCAGUACUUCCUCAGUUUCUACCAGCAGGACGAGGAGAAGGGCUUCAUCGCCAAGCGAAGCCAGGAGACCAUCGAGCUGUUCAGCACGGACGUCGUGAUCAUUGACGAGGGCCACAAGAUCAAGCAAUCCAAGUCCAAGACCAACAACUUCCUCAGCAAGGUCACCACGCGCAAGCGUAUCAUCCUCACUGGCUAUCCAUUGCAGAACAACCUGAAGGAGUACUACACUAUGAUCAACUAUGUGCGUCCACUGCAUCUUGGUAGCGAGAAGGAGUUUGAAGAGCGAUUCAUUCGACCGAUUGAGGCUGGUGCCAAGGCUGAGUCCUCUGAACAAGCUUUCCACCUCAUGAGACAAAGGUUAUUCGCACUUCAAAGUUUGAUCAAGGACUUUGUCCAGCGUCUUGGUCCAGACAUCUUGGAGAAGGAGUUGCCCAAGAAGAUUGAGACAAUCAUCAAUGUCAAGGGCACCACAGUUCAGUACAACUUGUUGAAGAUACUUAGGGGCAUGCACAAGAACAUCAUUGAAGAGUUUGAGAUUGCUACACAGAUUUGUAAUCAUCCCGAUACACUUCUCGAGAAGAAGCCAUUGGAGAUCAAGAAGAUCACGGAGAAGUCAAAGAUCUCAGACUUGAAGAAGAUCCUCUCGGAGAACAUGCUGCCAUGGCAGGACUGCUGCGAGAAGGAGGAGCUGGUUAAGCGCAUCAUCGACCUGCACGAGAAGCUGGUGCUGUCAGAUAACAAUCAUUUCCCGCACGAGCUCGAUCGCUACAACUACCGCAAGGGUAUCGUUGAGAACUCCACCAAGAUGGCCGUCUUCUUUGACUUGGUCGAGGAGUUUGUCAAGGCCAACGAGCGCAUCGUCGCCUUCUCCUCGUCGAUCCCCACGCUCAACCUCAUGGAGUACUUCUUGCAGAAGCGCGAGUGGACCAAGAACUAUGACUACUAUCGUCUGGACGGCUCGACGCCGCCUCAGGACCGCCAGAAGCUGAGCGAGCGCUUCAACGACCCGACGUCUGAGUGCAAGUUGUUCCUCAUCUCCACCAAGGCCGGCAGUCUGGGCAUGAACCUGACUGGUGGCACGCGAGUCAUCAUGUUUGACAUGCUCUGGAACCCCGUACACGAGCGCCAGGCCGUCUUCCGUUGCUUCCGUAUCGGUCAGAACAAACCGGUCUACAUCUACACCCUGGUGACGGCGGGCUCGAUGGAGGAGAUGGUCUACAGCAGGACAGUGUUCAAACAGAAGCUGGCCAAGCGUGCCAUCGAUCAGCAGACGCCCAAGCGACACAUGCAGCAGGAGACCGCCCUGCCCGACGGAUCGAUCCCACCGCCAAACAAGGAAAACAUCGACCACGCCCUCGCCACCACCAACGACGAGGUGCUCAAGAGAGUGUUGACGCGCAACUAUGACAACCUCAUCAACGUCAGCGACUAUGUCAAACUGUUUGAACACGACUCUAUAGGAAACCUCACCGAAGAGGAAGGAAAGGACGCCAUCAGCAGUCUGCAUCGCGAGAUGGAGCAAUCCAAGAUGGCGCCACAGCGCGAGACUGCAGCCGAGCGUGGUCGUCGCUUCAUCAACUUUGGCGCAUCACUUACCAAGCCAACGCCAAUGUAA